Messenger RNA from Tinamus guttatus (white-throated tinamou), 596 nucleotides. NCBI's taxonomy places the organism in Eukaryota, Metazoa, Chordata, Aves, Tinamiformes, Tinamidae. The record is from RefSeq and is a predicted model, not a curated record.
UUCUCUUCUUCAACUAGGUGACCCAAACAGGCAAUAUGAGGGGGCUAUUCACCGUUACAGGACACAACAGGAACCUCCUUCACCUCAGCAACCUCCACCUCCUUCCUCACAAGCUGAAGGGAUGGGACAUGUGCCCAGGACCCAUCGACUCAUCACCCUUGCUGACCACAUCUGUCAAAUUAUUACGCAAGACUUUGCUAGAAACCAAGCCUCUCAAGCCUCCUUGCAGCCUCCUACCAGUACAUUCCAGAAUUCCACCCCUGCUCCAGCGCCUGUUUCUAGCCGGGCAAAGACAUCAAACCGCUACAGCCCUGAGUCGCAGUCGCAGGCUGUCCACCAUCAGCGGCCGGGUGCUAGAGUGUCGCCUGAAAACCUCUCUGACAAGUCCAGAGGAAGACCUGGAAAGUCUCCAGAGAGAAGUCAUGUCUCUUCAGAGCCCUAUGAGCCAAUCUCACCACCUCAGGUUCCAGCUGUACAUGAGAAACAGGACAAUGUUCUACUACUUUCCCAAAGAACUGAGCCUACUGAACAGAGGUAUGUGUAAAACUGAAUUUUAUAAACAUUUUCUGCAUCUUGAGCUGCAAACAAUAUCUAAU